UGUCCGGCUUCAGCAAAGGAACGGCAGGGAAAGAAAAUUGCAACAUAAGAAGACGCGCUGAAAGUAAAACAGGCUGAAAGUGAGGAAACUGAAUGAAAGCAAACAACACAGGAGACUGAGAGAGAGAAGAAAGACCAACGCAGCAGACUGCUGUGGAGUUGAGGUCGGUGAACGCAGAAUUGGCAACAGAAACAGAAAGAGAAGAAUAAGAAAACACUACCAUGACGUACCGGCUGUUUGAGGCCAAGGAUCAUGCCUCCAUCUACCAAAGGUAUCGCUUCACGCCUCCAGACGAGCUCAAGAACAUUAUUCUUCAGUACCUGGAUAAAAAGAAGGGGCGACCACAUGUGCUGGCCGUGGAUCUGGGAUGUGGGACAGGUCAGAAUUCCCGGUUAAUGUCCCCACACUUCCAGGAAGUGGUGGGCAUCGACAUCAGUGAGCAUCAGCUGGAGGAGGCCAGAGCCGUGCCGGGGUACCCUAACAUCACAUACAGGAAGGGGACAGCAGAGGAGCUUCCUUUUCCAGAUGCCUCUGUUGACCUGCUGACGGCAGCGUCGGCAGCCCACUGGUUCCAUCAGUCGAGGUUCCUCGCUGAGGCCGGUCGGGUUUUAAAGCCUCUUGGCUGCAUGGCUCUGCUGGGCUUCAGUGACCAUGACACCACACUUCGCUACCAGGACUGCGGAGAAAGACUCAGACACAUUUAUGACGAGGUGAAGCAGGUGCUGUUGCCGUACACUAGCAGUCAGGUGGCUGUAGCUGAUGGUAAACUGGAAGAGCUCUACUCAGCAAUACCCUUUCCAGAUAAAGAGAGGGUCGAGGGUAUAAAGGUGAACUCGUCAAUCUCUGUGAGGAACCUGGUGGGUUUCAUCGAGUCCUUUUCCAUGUUCCAAGCUUACAAGAAGAAAGAUCCUCAGUCUGCUGAAGACCUGCUGCUCAGCACUCAAAAGAGGUUCCUGGAGGAGAUGGGAGUCACGUCUCCUGACACUGAAAUAGAGCAGGAACUGGACUACUUCUGCGUCCUGGCUUCAAAACCACAAUAACCAACAUGGUGGAAGUGCGUGUGGAGUUCUUCGAGAGCUUGUUCGAUGUGGAUAUUUCUAAAUAAACCUAAUUUGCGCUUUUCUCAGCAGAACUCUUGU
Chelmon rostratus (copperband butterflyfish) is the source of this 1139-nucleotide messenger RNA. RefSeq lists its product as uncharacterized. The record is from RefSeq and is a predicted model, not a curated record. Gene Ontology annotation, molecular function: S-adenosylmethionine-dependent methyltransferase activity. The transcript has 6 exons. Bases 222 to 1040 code for a protein of 272 amino acids. Lineage: Eukaryota; Metazoa; Chordata; Actinopteri; Chaetodontiformes; Chaetodontidae.